CCAGCAAAACAAAACAAAGAACAACAAAACCUAAGUUCAUGCAAACCCCAAAACAAACCAAAACUAUUUACAUAAGAAGGUUUCUCUUCAUGCAGAUGUCCUACAUUCUGUGGCUGGCUUUGGACACAAAUUGAAAGACAACCCUGAAUUGAAAUACCCUCUUCAAGACAAGUGUGGUCAUGCCACUUUGGGGCUUCUAGGUUAAGUCCUUGCCAAAGUUGAUCUUAUGCCAUGUUGGCCACUAUAUGAUUCUGUCUGCCAACCUGUGUCUGUGUGCCCAUUCAAGAGCAAAAAAUGACACGGGGAGCAUCUGUUACCAAAACACAUAACAGCUCAUGGUGACAUCCUUCCUAAAUCAUCUCUCUGAACAAUUCACUUCACCAUCACUUGUGCAUGAAAUUGAGUAGUUCCCGCACUGGACUGGAGUGAGAAUAUGAUGCUUCUUUUGUGUGGUCUGUCUGGAUAGCAGCAUGACAUCAACACAGUCUCUGUUGACAUAUCUCCUUCCACAUAUGAAGGGCUGAGGACUCAGUCAGCUACCAAAAGUUUGUAGCAAUAAACUUUCAGAGUAACUAUGAGCGGAAACAUAUUCUCUCUCCAUGUUGUUGUGGCUCUCACUGGGAACACUUGCUGGUAGAUGUCAUCUUUUUCUGCAUAACUCUUGGUGUUUAUUUUUUUGAAUCAAGCAUCUUCUUGAUGGUUCCUUUAUUCCAUAACUAGUGAGUCAACAGACACAUGGAUCAGAUUAUGGAUGGAUGACCUGCAGGGCAGAUGAUAUUUGUCUUACUGGUGAUUUCACAACUAGUAGUACAUGUCUUGUUCUGAGGAGGCCUUGAUCAUAGAGUGGAGAGUGUCAGGGUUUCUAGUAGACAAUGGAUUCCUUCAGCCUCCUCAGUUCUCAUAAAGGGUGCUGUGAGAGAAGAAAAGGCAAUCAGAUCUAAAAACAGCCUUGCUGGAUCACUAGCUAGAUAAAUUCAGGGCCUAUUCACACAUAGGAAACCAGAAUCAAGGAAGAACUCCACCCCACAAAUGCCGUGUUGCUGGGGAUGGGAUGUCAUGGUGGCUCACUUGCUUAUGACACUUAGUGCUCCUGCUGCAGCAGCUCGGUCGGCAGGAGGCUCUCAUCCUGAGCUGUGGAUUGUUCCAGCUCAUGUUGGAGAUUUUCUGACCUAGAGGAGGAAGUUCGUAAAGGCAGAGUCCAGGUGGGGAUCAACCAUGUCACCUGUCAUUCAGUGAUAUCACAAAAACUCAAUUGUGCUGGACAGUCAACACUGAUCUUUGGCAGCAUUCAUUGUAUGUACACCUAAGGAAUAAGUGUCACAGAGUAGUUGGGCCUUGAAUUAUUUUCUGCCCUUAACAAGUAUCAGAUGUUGAUAUGAGUACUAUAUGUACUGUGCUCUAAUGAGAAAGAACAGGACUUUUUCCUACAGUAUAGAGUCAUCAUCUAAAUAAAAGGAGUAGCAUAUUAAAGUCAUAUAUAAUAGCACAGUGGAGAUACACAGACUGUUCAUGAUGAGUUUCUCAUCAACUACCUCAUUUUUUUUCUUGUCCAAUUUCUGUUUAUUUCUUUCUAGGCAGGGUUACAAUAUGCAUCUCUGGCUGACUAGAUACAUAUUCUAGGAUGGCUACAAGAGGCCAGAGAUUUCCUGCCUGUGCUCCCAAAGAGCUUGGAUAAAAGACAUGAACAAUCACAUACACCUGUCCUUAUUCCUGAUUUUAAUUGAUAUUAUUUUAUUUUCCUCUCCAUGUUGUACAAUGCUGUCACAGGUUUGAUAGAGAAAACCUUAAAAUUCCAAGCUGUGUUUCUUCUUGUCUUUUUUAGAGGGAUUACAUGAGUAAGGGUGGUAAAGAUCAUGAUGGGGAUAUCUACAGAAACAACUGAACCAAGCUCAAAAGAAGUUAGGAAAUUUAGACUGACAGUUGUGUUCUUCUGCAUAUGGGGGACAGUUGUGGAGCUGGUUGUGUUUGAGAGGCCCCUGGCAGUGUGAUCAGGAUCUAUUCCUGGUGCAUGAGCUGUCUUUCUGGAUCCCAUUACCUAUGGUUGGACACCUUGCUCUUGCUUGAUAAAGUGGGGAGGGGCUUGCUCCUGCUUCAACAGAAUGUAUUAGGCUUAACUGUCCUACCAUGGGAGAACUUACCCUAUUGGAGGAGGGGGUGAAGAGUCAGGGAAGAACGUGAGUGGGGAGUGGGAGGAAAGAAGAAAGAGGGAUCUGUGGUUGGUAUGUAAAAUGAAUUAAAAAAUAAUUUUAAAAAGACCACCUCAUUUUAUAUACAUAGACUUAAUACACCUUUGCAUCCAGGUAAUAUACAAGAUGGAGCCUGUCAUGCUAGAGCAGUAUUUCUUGAGCCAUGUGUCUGAGAACAUUGUCACUGCAUGGUCUCUGGCAACAAACAAAAAGGCCUGUGUUAUCCUUAGGCCUACAGCUGGGAAUCUACAUCCUGGCACUCUAGAGGAGUCUGUUAUACAACACUCGGUGAAGGUUCAGAGACAUCUACCUGGGUUCAUCCUGCCAAACACUAAACGUAUUAUGUCCCCAGUACACUUUACAUGGGAAAUUCUCAAACAAUGAAGACACCCAGUGUGACAUCAAAUAGUGACAAGGGUGCAAAUCUCAUCCUACAGGUGCUAAUCCUGAAUAAAAAUGUAAUUUCAGUCAGAUAUGGUGAGGCACACCUUUAAAUCCCAUCACUUGGGAGGCAUAAACAGUCGGAGCUCUGUGAGUUCAAGGAAAGCCUGCUGAGAACAUUCCAGAGAGAUCAGAAGGGAGGAAUGGGACACAAGUGUACAGACCCAGGGAGUAUCAAACAUAUUAUUUGCUGGACAGAAGUUCUUGUUGACGGGACCAGCAUAAUACUCUGAGUUCUGAGUUGGUCUACCCAUGCUUGGAGCAGGAAGUCUUGCUGAUAAGCAAAAGCCCACAAAGGACAGAGAGCCCUGGUACAGGGGACCCAAUUGGCUCCAUAACCGAACUUGAGCCUACCUCAUCUGGGAGACAGGCAAAUGAUGCUGCAGCUUUAUUGCCAGGUGUUUUUUCUGGGUGACAAGCUCCCUCUGUUUCAGCAAGCUCUGGAGACUCUCUUCCAUUCUUUGCUGCUCCUGUUCAUUACAAGUUUGUGUACUUGUUGGAGGGUUGAGUAUAGUAUAGUCAAUACAUUCUCACACAAGUGCAAGCACACACACAGAAUCCCAAGAGCUUAUUGGUCAGACAAUCUCACAAAAUUUCAAGCUCAUGGGCACAUGAGGAAGCCUGCUUGAAGUUCAUUAGACAGAGACUGACAAAGACAGAAACCCAGUGGUCUCCUCUAGCUGUCAUCCACAUGAAAUAUGCACUGCACUCCCACAUGUCUCUAUUACACACACACACACACACACACACACACACACACACACACACACACCACGGAGAGACAGAGAGAGACAGAGAAAGGAGUGAAAUGAAAACAACAAAGUGAUAGAGGAGUAGUUAUCUUUAAAAUAAGCACACCAGCCUUUAAGCAAACUCCCAAAACUCAGCUUUCCAUUCCUGGGAACUAAAAUGACCUAGGGGAGCAUACUCCUGAACUAGUGGAGAUGGUUAGAAAAAUUUUUACUCUUGAACUCAAUUCUGUGUAUAGCAAUCCUCCCAUCAUAAUGACAUGUAGCUGUGUGAUGAGUGAUUGACCUGUUUGUCCCCAUUGACUACAGGUUCAAGAAGAGUAUCAGGGAUUGGAUGCCAAUGACCCAGAUUCUCAGAGGAGACACACUUCUCAGAAAUAUUAAUGCACAGACACAGAAUGAACAAUUUUAUGUCAUGAAGUGGGUGAUUGGAUGGGUGUAUGGAUGAGAAAAGUGAUGAGAUAUAGCACAGGUGUGUCUGGAUGGGUGGAUUUGGUAAGGUUACAUAAGUAAAUGAUGCUGGACCUAACUGUGACCCAGCUGCCUGUCCCUACCUGCUGUUGCUGGUUCUGGAGGUCACUGAUCUCUUCUUGAUCCUUACUGAGCACUUGCAAGUCACCCAAGUGGUGCUUCAGCACGACCCAAUCCUCCAGUAGGUUCUCCUUCUGUUGCCUCAGCAUAUCCAAUUUCUUUUUGAGCUGACUCUGCUCCAUCAGGAGCCGGCUCUGCAGAUCACUGGAAACACACUCCAAAUAGUAAGAACAUGUCAGCCACCUCUAGUCACCCACAACACCAUGCCUCAACAACCCAACCCUAUCCCAGGCUCACAGCAAGAUGUAAACAAGAACCUUCAACAGUAAUGACAGUGGCACUCAAGGCCAAAAGCAGAGAACAGUUAUUUCCUGCAAGAAUCAAACUAUUUCUGAAACCCCCCCCCCAAAUAACAGAAAUUCAUGCACUUCCAUAAACAAGAGGAGUACCCCACCUGUCCUAAUCAGUCCACUGUCAUGAGGAAACACCAGCAGGUAAUGUGCAAGUACACUUGGGGAAGUAGGAGACCCAAAGGGUACAUAGAUCCCAUAGCAGUAAACUCCAGCCUGACACCCCUCUUGUGAGGCCAAUUGAUCUUCUAACCAGUGGUUCUCAGUAUGUGGGUUGUGAACCCUUUGGGAUCUAAGGAGCCUUUCACAAGGGACACAUAUUAGAUGGCCUAUGUAGACAUUUACAUUAAAAUUAUUAACAGUGCAAAAUAAACUUAAGACAAUGCUACAAAAUAAUUUUAUGGUUUGGGGUCAUCAAAACAAUGAAGCAAUGUAUUAAAGUAUCACAGCAUUAGGAAGGUUAAUAACCACUGAUCUGGAGGCUACUGAAUGACAAUAUGGUGCUUGGAAGAGCUAAUAGUCUCUUUAAACCUUAGCAAAACUGUGUAAAGGGGCAUAAGUCCAAAGGCUGCUUGCUAAUGCUGCUGGCUAAGAAGCAGAAAAACUAGAAGCACAUCUACAGACCCUGCAGUUCAGAGACAAAGAAACUCAGAGUUGCCCAUUGUACAACAGUUGGGGUCCCUGCCAAGAUAAGCACUUACCAAAGGAAGAUUUUCUCUUUGGUCAGCUCACUGAGCUUCUGUGACACCUCCAAAUUCUCAUUCUCAAACUUCUGCAGGUGUGACAUGACCUGCUGAUGUUCCAUCUUGAGCUUUUCCCAGAAAGGAUUUGGCCUGUGGUAGGGCCUGGACCCAGAAGCAAAGAAUUCCAUGAAUACAGGCCUCAAGGAUCACAUGAAUUCAGUGUGUGUUCUAAUACUGGAAUUAAUAAGAUGCCACAUAAUGGCUCCUAUGUACUGGGACCUCUGGCUCCUUAUUGCACUUGCUCUUCUGUUCCCAGGCCAGCAGAGUCAGGGUGUUAAGAGGGAUGCAGCUGGGACUGAAUAUGCUCCCCCAGGAGUACUGUACAGCUUGCUAUGGAGUUCCCACAAGUUUAUCACAGGUCUGGGCUCACCAGAAACUGUGAUGUUUCUGCUGUCUUCAAAUAAGAGAUACUCCUUCCAGGGUGCUUAUAUUGACAUAGCGGCUAAAAUCACAUCAUGAGCAUUUCAGAGGAUGGGACUCAAUAUUAUGACAGCUUCAUAAAUUCCCCCAGGGCAUUCCCAGUUGACACCAAGGUGAACACACUGCAAAGGGCUAUGCUGCUCAAAAUGGGGCUCCCAGUACACCAUGUAGACAACACCUAGAUACUGAGACAAGCAACACUUCAUGUGCAACCAUAGACACUUGAUUGCAGGGUGAAGAGGGACACAUGUGCACAAACACACAAACACAUAGAUACAGAAAGAUGGAGGAGAGAGGGAGAGGGGGAGAGAGAGAGAGAGAGAGAGAGAGAGAGAGAGAGAGAGAGAGAGAGAGAGAGAAAGAGGGAAAGGUGAUAAAAUGCUCUCAUUGAGAUGACAAAUUAAUGCAUGCAAUUGUGUCAUCUUAGAGAGUACCAAGAGCAGCAGACAUCAGCACCAGGCCUUGCUGCCACAUAUUAAGAUGUGGUACAAAAACUCUCCAGCUGCUAUAGAAACAUCCAGCACACAAUGUCUUUCCAGCAAGUAAAAAAAAAAUCUAUAGCAUUCUCACACUAGCCACCACUUGACAGGAUCUCUCCAAAUGCAUGCUGGGAAUUCACACACUACUGCUUCAAUUCCUGAGUGAUUCAGGCCACAGGCUCUGAUUUUCAUUUGGAGGAAGCAGAACAGUCUAAUGUCCCCAUCUCACUCCUGCCCAUGUGUCAGGUUUUGCUUCAGAGAAGCAUUUAGAGAAAUUGUGUUGGGCAAAGGGACACCCAACCUCCCAGAAGCCCAUUCCUUAGACAAAAUAAACUAAGGGUGAAAUUGUGGAACGGAGACGGUCACUAUGGAUUUUGAAACAGUAAAUACUUGUUGUCCAAGGAUCCUUCGGUUACUAAGAUGAGGCGAUCUCUCAGAUCAUUCCGUUGGGCGGUCAUCUCCCGGAGCUGAGUGGUCAGGCUCUCCACCUUCUGCUUCACUUGCUUCUUUGUGAGGCUGGUUGGAGUGGGUGGUGGCUCCUUGGAGGCCCCUGUGGGUAGAUGAAUGAACACAAGUGAACAUGCAUUGUGACAAGACAUAGAGAAUGAACAGGUCACCCUGAGACCUGAGAAGGUGUCUGAGAAAGGAUGUAAGCAAGCAAUUCAGUGACACCCCAAAGAAUUUUGCCCUGGACUGAGAUGACUCCGCUGGGCAUCUUAGGUCUCCCAUCUCUGUGACAGGAGAUAGGUGUCUCAGCCAGCUGAUUUCGUCUGUUGCUUUAGCACAUGUUUUAGGUAACUAAGGAGAGAGCCUCCUCAGGCUUAUUAACAGCUCUGGACUCUGCAUUCAACUUGGCUACAGGGUUCACUAGUCUGUGGCUUUCAAAUGCAAGUAAAAUUGACACAGUCCACAAACACUCAGGUCAUUAAAGAUGCAAAAAUAUCCUGACAGGUCACUCUAAGCACAUGGCAAAAAUGGAGAAGCCACACAGGACCAAAUAUGGUCACCAUCCUCACCAAGAUGCCUCAGUGACAAAGGAGGGUACAUAGAGCUGGUGGGCUGUAAAUAAAUGAAGACACUGAGGUUGAAGUACAUUGAUGACCUGCGUUUUGCUGAGCACAGUUCACUUGAACUUCCUACCCUAACGCUGGCCUUUUUGUCCCCUCUCAACCCCUACCCUCCUGUAGGAUUGAAAGGCAAGAGCUCCCAGCACAACAGCUUUGGCCUUACUCACUCCUGAUUUCUGGGACAGACAAAUUACUCUUCUGAAAUCCUUGAAUUUCAGGAGCCAUGACAAGCAGGGAAGUCCAGUUGGUUCCCAGAAACUCCUACCUCCUGUGUCCCAUUACUGGAAGAUUCAGCUCAAGCCCAGGUCCUGCAGGGACAUCCCAAUUUCCUGACCACAACUUACUGUACCAUCUUCUGGACCAUUUCUUUCUUGACGGUUCACAUUGGAAUGGCUGAAGGCCAGCUUGUGUCUGCCUCUCUCUGGUUUCUCUUCCCUCUCCUUUCUCUCGACCCAACAGAGUCCUGAGUCUUCUCAACAUGUUGAUGGCUGAACUGUAAGGGCACUGAACCAACUGUCCAAAGGCAGUUGGUGUUGCUACCACACAGGUGACAUCAGAUAACAUUCUAAAGUCUCCAGGAUACAAUAGAAUGUCCAGGCAUGAGACACCCCUGAUGUCAUGGGGAACUGACAUUGCCUCCAUGCUAACCAGAACUCCUCCUAACUCUUCAGAAGUCAGGUUUCCCAUUCUAGGAAUCUCUCCUGGGACUCAAGAGAAAUGCUUCAGUACCCUUUUGUUCCAUAGCCAGAGGUUGCUCUCUGAUUUUUUGGAAAUUCCUCAGUACUUCCAUGUGGGAAUGAAAGGGACAACAUCACCUCAAUACAGGAUUUGGGAAGGCUGUGAUCAGUCUGGAGGAGGCAGGAAGUUCCUGAACAACCUGGAUAUCUACAGUUGCUUGUCUAUAACCAGGAACAGUGAUUUUUCAUUUGAUGUCUUUCUUCCACAAGACUUAGUAACAGAUCAAAUGGUUUUUACCUGGGAAGCACCAUGGUGUAUCUUUAGUUAUUCUAGUAUCAGGUCUCUUGAAUAGCUGGGUGAAUCACUAGGGGCUUACAGAAAAUGGCUAUAAAGCAAGCAAGAGAAAUAGAAAUCAGAGUUAUUUGGGUUUGUAGGAAAGACACGAAAUGGCUGAAAUGUCUACUGAGGGUGUUCAAUGUUCCUAGCUUAUUUAAAAUUUUCUCUUUCAUGUUACUUAUAACCAUGAAGCAUAACAAUGAUGCUGGGGCAGUGUGAGUAUUAGUCUUUUAUUACUCAUAUAAUUACUCAAACUAGAAUCACCUGGGAAGAGAGAGCCUCAAUGAGGAAUUCUUUAGAUUAAGUUGGCUUUGAGCACAUCUGUUGGAGAUUUAUAGAUUGUUAAUCAGAUGGAGGUCUCACCCUAAAGUGUGCAGAACCACUUCAUUGCUGGGACCUGAACUGUGUCACAGUGAAGAAGCUGGAGCAUAUGCAGAGACAAGCAGGCAGCAUGGCUGCAUUUCCAUCUCUCCGCUCUUGACAGUGGAUGUGAUGUGACUGAGUUCCUGCCUUCAUAUCCCCAAAAUGGACUAUUACCUGGACCUGUGGGCUAAAAUCAAUUCUUGUCCUGCUGUGCUUGGGAAAUUAAUAUAAAGAAGAUGCUAAGAAACCACUAUGUGACACAGGGGUUUGCACAAGUCAGGGAGAUGUGAAAGUAAUUCAUGACAUGCUCAACAGCAGCGUAUCUGACCAAAAGCAGGAGAUCCUGUGUUUUACUGAACCCAACAUAUGUUUCCCUAUCACAGAUUUAUAAAGAGACACCCAUUGACUCAAACAGCAUCACCUUGUCAACCAAUGGCUCUGGGUAGUGUCUUGCCCUCUCAAGUGCUGUUCUAAAUUUUGUUUUGUUUUGUUUUGUUUUUCCGAGACAGGGUUUCACUGUGUAGUUUUGUGCUUUUCCUGGAACUUGCUUUAGAGAUCAGGCUGGCCUCGAACUCACAGAGAUCAGCCUGCCUGUACCUCCCAAGUACUGGGAUUAAAGGCAUGCGCCAUCACAGCCCGGCCUAAAUUCUUUUCAGCUAUAAAAUAAUGCAACAUUAAUUUCAAUAUAAUUUAUUGUUCUAUGGGUUUCCUGACUAUUAAAAUUUGGGGAUUUGGGGAAAUGGAUCGGAAAUCACAGUCUUAGAGAUGAAUCUCAACCUUAUUCUAUGUCCUUUUUUGGAGGUCAGGAGAAGCUCCUUAAAGGCCAGAUCAGGGAAGUACCUCAGCUGCCAGGUAUGCCGAGUGUUAGUAAUGAGUGGCAAUGUGUCCACUAAUUACCUUAGGCCAGAGAUUAACCCUAGGGCUGAUGCACACACAUGCCUGUGAAGAACUCUUGGUUGCCCUCUAAUUCUGUGCUUCUUCAGCAAGAUUUCUGGAAACAGAUCUUUGACAAACUUCCUUUUUCAGAAAUAAAUAGAACUACUUAUAAGGGAAAAGUCAUUUUGAUUUUGUCCUUCUUCUAGAACAUGUGACAGCCCCUUCUGAGCAACUUCAAAGGGCUAUAGAAGGAGGCUAAGGUCUCGGCCCAAGAACCAAUAACCAUAGUUACAGGGACAGAGUGCAGGUCUGAGGAACAGAGUGCAAAAGCCAGAAGUUCAAGGAGGAGACAGCAGGGACACUCCUGAAAUGCUCUGUUAUGUGGUUGCCAUUUUAGCCUCUCUGUAUGUGAAUUUCUUCCACCUAAAGAAAGGAGGGUGGAGAUGGACCAUGGAGAUAGGUGCUGCAACCAGGAACAACUUGUAAAAUAACGUCUUUCAUCAUUGGGACUUUUAAUGGACACAGAAACAGAUCUUCUUAAACUAUAGUCCACAAAUUGGUAAAGGAUUUUGUUUUUGUUUUGUUUUUUGUUUUUGCUUUUUAUUCUUUUUUCCAGCUCCCUGCAUUCUCUUUCCUUUACCAGCUUAUGUCUUUUGCUUUUCUUAUGUGGAUUAAUUCACACUUAACAAGGCAGGACCCACGGAAGACUCACUCACAUACUCUUUCAAUGGUUGCCUGUAUUAAACAUGCAACACACGAUAAUUCAAAUCUUGGCAUUAAAUCCUUCUUGAGCAAUUUAACCACAGCAGCCAUAGUUUACUAUUUUGUUAGAAUAUAAAUAAUAGAUAGAGAACAUACAAAUAAUGGCAUUUCGACGUGAUAAGGUAAAGUUCCUGCAAGGACACACACCAUGAGUGAGAGCUCUCCUCCUUCCUCUGCUCUAUGCCUUCCACUCUCAGCUCAGUCAGGCCAAGCCUAUCAUCAGGAACAAACUCCCAGAAGAAUCCCUCACUGAAUAUACACUCAUGAAUCAGUCACUUCCACAUCAAGAACACGGUUCCAAAGGACAGCACUCACAGGAAUCAGUCACCAUCUCUCUUCCAGUGGGAACUCAGCCUUCAGGGAAGGAACUGAGCCCCACCAACCAUUAUAAGAUUUUCAUAUGCUACCAUGUAACUUCCUAAACUGGGCCAUUACUUUCUAAAGCAAAAUGGGUAUGUCAUUGUGCAUAAUUCACAGGUAAUGUGGACCAGAAAGGAUACUGACCUCCAGGAAGCAGGAAGGAAUAAAGCACAGAGAGAAUAGACACUCGUGAUACUUAAAUGGAUAGGCAGGAUCAAAACGUAGGCUUUCUACCCUUAGUGUAGAAUCUCUUCUUACUGAUUUCAACUUCUGGUGAGGAGUUUAAAAAGAGGAGGAAUCACACCUUUCCAAAGUGUUCUGCCACCUCCACUGACACAGGACAUCAUAUCCCACUGAGGACAACCAGGACAGGGAAGGAAAGGCUUCUGCUAUUGUUGCUUGAGAGAAUCAGAACAGAGGCAGUAGGUAUAAAUUCAUGUCCAGCCACAGGUCCCUUCCCUGAGGGCUAAUAGAGAAGGUGUCAUCCUGGACAUUCAGGUAGAGUAGUGGCCACUACCAGAUCCUAGACACACUGAGUGAGCUGCAGAGAGAAGAGGUGGGUGGCAGUCCAGGGGAGCCCAAAGGAACUACUACUCACCCAUGCCCUCAGUGUGCUGUGGCAGUCCGAAGAUGCCCUUCAGGCAGAGAAUGGGCAACAGUUGAGGCUGUAUCUGCUUCAGUGAAGUAAGAAAGUCCUGGAAUUCAUCCUGCCUCUUAGGAGGGUGCACCUGGAGCAGCAGCUACUCUUUGGUGUCCCCAGCCUCCUGCUGCCACUUGCCUGGGCUCAGAGUGCCCACUGCCUUGAAGCAUGGCCUCCACCUUGGUCAUGACCUGGGCCAGGGUCUGAGGCCCAAUGCCUAGCAGUUCCUGGUGCUGAGUCUCUAUACUGUCUGACCAACCUGCCUCACCUUGUCCGGCUCUGUGGGAUGGCACCAGGGCUUUCAGAGACCUUGGUGCUGUGGGCUGAAAUGGGUGGCUUCUUAGGGUACUGAUAGGCCCGAGACAACAGGGGCCAUGGGCUGGAGUCUAUGGGCCUGGGUCUCCAGAAUUCCAGUGGUGCUCAACACGUACACCCUGGGAUCCCAGGCAUAGCCAAGAUGACUGAAAAGCCAGGAAGAUUGGAAGAGGAGGAGGAGGUGGAGAAGACAGAAGGGACCCUGGUGGGGAUGGUAGCCAGGUGGUCCUUAAUGAGCAAAAUCUUAUUUAAAAACAUACGGUAAUGUAUAAUAUAGAGCAGCAACAGUAGAAUGAUGUUUAGAAUGAUUUAAUUUGAGUAUAAGAUGCAAGGGUCAUCUCCUUAUUUUCUUGGCUGCCUAUAGUGGGUGAGGUUUAAACUCUGUUCAUCCCAAAUGUCAGCCUUCUCACUGGUUGAAUUGGCACAGCUCUAACUAUCACUAUUCCCAGAACACUGUACAAAUUAGGCAGGAUUCUGUGUUAGACCUGUACUUGACCAACACAGCUCUCCCUUACCACACACAGCAAUAACUUCAUAUAUUGUCUUGUUGGAGAAAAUGAAGUCUCUUCAAUGAUCUUGAAUUAUUGUCACGGUGUUUUUUAUCGUGACAAUAGGAACUCCUUGACAACAGAUUUCCCAUUUCCACAAUAGCUUUUACUACAUUUACUAUUUAUACUUAUUAUGGUAGUAACAAUUAAAUGACUUUUUGUGGGGUGUUUUUUGUUCUACUUAUUCAUAGUUAAUACUAUCAUAAAUACUGACAGAAGAGGAAAUACUGAUAACUAUGAAGUUUGGUACUUCCCUUUUGCAUGGAAACUUGUCAUUAUGAAGGCUUUAAAAGAUUGUCAGAGUUUUUGGCCAAACACCCUAAGUGUCAUGAUAGAACUCUCAUCCAGUGACUGGAGGAAGCAGAUGCAGAGAUCCAAAGCCAAGCCCCAGGUGGAGCACCAGGAGUUCAACAGGCAAGAGAGAGGAGGGAUUGUAUGAGCAAGAGAUAUCAAGACCAUGAUGGAAAAAGCACAGGGACAAAUAGCCCAACUAGCGGAAACACAUGAACUGUGAACCAAUAGCUGAGAAGCCCCCAUGGAAGUGGACCAGGCCCUCUGAAUAAGUGAGACAGUUGAUGAGCUUGAACUGUUUAGGUGGCCCCCAGGCAGUGGGACCAGGACCUGUCCUUAGUGCAUGGGCUGGCUUUUUGGAACCUGGGGCCUAAUCUGAGACACUUUGCUCAGCCUUGGUGCAGGGAGGUGGGGCCUGGACCUGCCUCAACUGAAUCUACCAGGCUGGGCUGACUCCCCAGGGGAGACCUUGCCUUGGAGGAGGUGGUAAUAGGGGGUGGAUUGGUUUGGGGGAAUCCUGAGGGUUGGGAGAAGGGAGGACAGGGGAAUCCGUGGCUGAUAUGUAAAAUUAAAUUAAUUAUAAAAUAAAAAGAUUUGUAAAAAAUAAAAUAAAAUGACCAUACAGGUAUCUCUGAACUGAGAACUUGGCCAGAGGCAAGGGGGAAGAAACAUUUAGUUCAGAUUUCAAAAUAAAUUCAACAGAAGGAUGGUGCUGGUUGUAAGAACAAUUCAGUGCAAGCAUUCAUUCCAAGCCAGUUCCUCUUUAUUCUCCUGUUCUACUUUAUAUAAGUGCAUUUUACUUUCAGGUCACUUGUGAAGAAAGAGAAAGCAAUACAUUUUCAUGGAGAAAUGGAUUCAGAGCUCACGUGAUUUCAUUUUGUUAGGAUUAUUACCACAAAAUCACACAGGCCUACUGCUUUUGCUGCUCAUCAUCUCCAUAUUCUCUGUGGCCUUGCUUGGCAACUCAGCAAUGAUCCACCUCAUUCCUGUGGAUCCCAAACUCCACACCCCCAUGUACUUUCUGCUCAGUCAGCUCUCUCUCAUGGACCUGAUGCAUAUCUCUACCACUGUUCCCGAGCUGGCAUUCAACUUCCUCUCUGGCCAGAAAAGCAUUACCUUACUGGGCUGUAGAGUGCAAUCCUGUUUCUUUCUGAACAUGGCAGGUUCUGAGGGCUUGUUCCUGGCCUCCAUGGCCUAUGACCAUUUCGUGGCCAUCUGCCACCCUCUUCAUUGUCUUAUUCCCAUGAACAAAAUGAUGUGUCUGGAGACGAUCAUAGGAUCUUGGACACUGGGCUCCAUUAACUCCUUAUCACACACAGUCUAUCUCCUUCACAUUCCUUACUGCCAUUCUAGGUCCAUUAACCAUUUCUUCUGGGAUGUCCCUGCCAUGUUGCCCCUGGCCUGUAUGGACACUUGGGUUUAUGAGUACAUGGUAUUUGUGAAUACAAGCCUGUUUCUUCUACUUCCUUUCCUUGGCAUCACAGCUUCCUGUGGAUGGGUCCUUUUUGCUGUCUUCCACAUGUGCUCAAAAGAGGGAAAGAAAAAGGCCUUCACUACAUGUUCAACUCACUUAACUGUGGUGACAUUUUACUAUGCACCUUUUGUCUACACUUACCCUCAUCCCAGGAGUCUCCAUUCCCCCACAGAAGAUAAGAUUCUGGCUGUCUUCUACACUAUCCUCACCCCUAUGCUCAACCCCAUCAUCUACAGCCUGAGGAAUAAAGAGGUCCUGGAGGCCAUGACAAGAGUCUCUGAGACAUUCUCUUCCACAAAAACUUUAUCAUUUCCUCUCUACUCAUAUUUCAGUCCCUGGAGAAUGACAGAGUAGUGUUGCCUAUUGGAAAUGUAAUGUGUCCCCCACACAUGUCAUACCUUUCUCUUGAGUUAUUACUGGUUAUGAUUAAAUAGUAUGUUCAUUAUUACAUAGUAUAGCAAUUAUUCACAUGUUUAAAUCACAACAUUAUAGUCAAUUAUAUCAAUAACAGAAAUUUGGCAAUUACUAUUCUAACAUAAUAUGACACAUUAUACAUUAUGAAUGUAUAAAUAUUACUGUAAAAUGAUAUUGUAUGCUGAUAUUGACAUGUUUCUACAAAAUUAACAUAAUUAAUUGCUUUGAUUAUAUGUUUUGCUUUCAUUCUUUUCAUUAUUAAAAGUUUAUGUAUA
This is a messenger RNA of Peromyscus eremicus (cactus mouse), 14298 nucleotides long. RefSeq names its product olfactory receptor 2L13-like. Gene Ontology annotation, biological process: G protein-coupled receptor signaling pathway. The transcript is spliced from 2 exons. The record is from RefSeq and is a predicted model, not a curated record. The coding region runs from base 12977 to 13963 and encodes 328 amino acids. Gene Ontology annotation, cellular component: membrane. Gene Ontology annotation, molecular function: olfactory receptor activity; G protein-coupled receptor activity. NCBI's taxonomy places the organism in Eukaryota, Metazoa, Chordata, Mammalia, Rodentia, Cricetidae.